AUGGCGAACCCUACUGAAACUGAAAGCUGGACACCAAAAGAUACAAAUGAUAGUGGUUGGAUAGCUGAGCAACCUACAAAUUCAGACUUGGAAACCACCAGUGCUUCGAACAGCUGGGAAGCCGAUCUGCACUCUAGUUCGAAAAAUAACGAUAAAAGUCACAAAAAAGGUGGUUCGUAUAAAAACAGAGCUACAAAGUCUUCGACUACUCAAGAAGAGCCAACCGGUUGGGGAGCUGAACCCAGAAACAAGGAUUCUGGCGGUUGGGGUGGCUCUUCAAGUAAUUUUGAAGAAGUAGAAAAUUGGGGUAUUAUUAAAAAUAAUAAUGGUGAUAAUAACGUGAGUAGUUGGAAUUCAUCUUCUAAUCAUAACGUGAGUUUCAAUUGGGCAAUGGAAACCGAAAACACUAAUAGUAAUGGUUAUAAAAAUGAUAAUAAGGGUACAGAAGCUUGGGUCAAAGAUUCAUCUGAUGCUAAUAUAGGUGCAUGGGGAGAAGAUAUAGAUAAUAAUGUUAAACCCAGAUGGGAAGAAACUGCAAAUAAUAAUAAUAAGCAGCCAGAGAAUAUUAAUAAGCAUCUCGAGAAUAAUAAUAAGCAGCUCGAGAUUAUUAAUCAGCAACCCGAGAAAAAUAAUCAGCCAGAAAAAAACAAUAAACAGCCCGAGAAUGUAGAUGGAUGGGGAGAUCCAAUAGAAAAUAAUAAUAAGCAGCCCGAGGAUAAUAAACAGUCCGAGAAUCCCGAGAAUUUAGAUGGAUGGGGAGAUCCAGUAGAUAAUAAUAAUAAUCAGUCUGAGAAAGUAGUUGAAUGGGGAGUUAAUUCUAAUGUACCUGCAUGGGGAGAUGAGCCAGAUAACCCCGGAGGAGAUUGGGGUACUAUCACUGAGAAUAAUAAAAAUGAUCAAUGGGAUCCUUCCGCUUAUGAAGAAACUGAUAAAACUGCUGUUUGGGUAAAUGAUCAGCAAAGUUACUCAAAUGAUUAUUCAAGGCGAGAAGAUAAUAGAUCUCUAUCCAGGGGUGCAAGAAGAGACGGACCUCCGUUGCGCAGAGAUGAUGAUUAUAGAGGCCAUAAACCAUCAUCCUCACGUGGUGGUCAAAACAGUGAGAAUCAUGAUUUACCUCUCGAAGAUGUAAAUAAUGAGGAUACGCCCAAAUUUGUCAACAAUAAACCUGGUAACAUUUAUGAAAGUAUCCAUGCUCCCAAAACUGAAUCUGGUCCUUAUGUUAAUAAAGAUAGAGUAUUAUCAGGAGGGGUUCGUCAGAAACCUAAUGAAGACGAAGUGACUAAACGCAUGGAAGCAAUGAAGGUCUUCAAUGAAAAAUUGUUGGAAAAACGCAAGGUGGUUGAUGAAGAUGAAGCUAAGUUCCGGAAAAUUGAUGAAGAACGAAAGAAAAAAGAAUUGGAAAAUCUGGAAUUGCAGAGAAAGAAAUCGGAAGAGGAGGAACAAGAAAGGAAACGCCAUGAAUUUCAACAGUUACAAUUACAGCAAGAACUUGAUCAGGAGCGUGAGGAAAAUGCUAUGCGUAAAAAUAAAAACCGUGAAAACAGGGAAUGGGAUAUGGAAAAGAAUGAUUCUGACUGGCAUGACUCACGUAACCAAAGAAAUAAUUCACGUGGUAGAGGCAAUUACAGGAACGGUUCUCGUGACGAAAGUUUCUUUAGAAGAGGAUCUAGAGAUGAAUACGAAUAUGAUGAAUCGAGAAACGCUCGUGGAGGACGAAGGAGAUAUAGUGAUCAAAAUAAAGAUUUCCCUAAUAGAUCUUCUAUCACUGAGGAAGGUUUCGGUAGCGGAAAUAGUUGGGCAGAACAAACAGAGAAAGAUAACAUGAAUUCUUGGGAAACGACAGUAAUUCGUGAUGAAAACCAGAAUGAGAGUAAGAGUAAUGGUUGGGGAGAUUCUCCUGUUGAUAAAAUUGAAGAUUGGGCUAAAGACGUUGAUCAAAAUGAUGCACCUAAUAAUGAUAAGGUCGAGGAUGGUUGGGGACCUACUGUUGAUAAAGUAGUCGAUGAUUGGAACUAA
Molecule: messenger RNA, 2016 nt
Organism: Funneliformis geosporum
Lineage: Eukaryota; Fungi; Glomeromycota; Glomeromycetes; Glomerales; Glomeraceae
Source: the annotation of a GenBank genome assembly